Anoplopoma fimbria (sablefish) is the source of this 2578-nucleotide messenger RNA. RefSeq names its product insulin-like growth factor-binding protein complex acid labile subunit. The transcript has 3 exons. NCBI's taxonomy places the organism in Eukaryota, Metazoa, Chordata, Actinopteri, Perciformes, Anoplopomatidae. The record is from RefSeq and is a predicted model, not a curated record. Bases 42 to 2156 code for a protein of 704 amino acids. Gene Ontology annotation, molecular function: protein binding.
UGCAACGAAACACAACCUCAAGCACUGCCUUCACAUCAGUGAUGACCAUGCUGGCAGCCUUCACCUUGGCCUCCCUGGGCCUCUCGGUGUGGGCGUCUAACCUCUGCCCUCCAACCUGUCAGUGUCUCCACAAUCUGACCACCGUAGUGUGUCAGGAGAAAGGACUGGACCAGAUCCCCGAGCUGCCAGAGGGCACAGAGCAGCUGUACGUCUCCUACAAUGAGAUACAGGAAAUACCCAGACGUGAGCUGGACGAGCUGCAGGUCCUGGACCUGACUAAGAAUCAGCUGAGUGUCUUCCUAUCCCUCAACCCAGUUUGGCCCAAUAUGAUGCAGCUGUCCAAGCUCUUCCUACGCAACAAUGAUGUGAAGCUUCUACACCCUGGUCAGUUCUUCAACUGCCCUGCUCUGACCUUACUGGACCUGAGUGAGAACCAAAUCCAAUAUCUACCGAUCGGAUUCCUCCGCGGAUUAGCCAAUCUGAAGACGCUGUAUGUGAACUUCAACCAGAUUCAAAUGUUACAGGCCGGUGGAUUGGAAGGAGCCUUCUCCCUCAAUGAACUCCACCUCAGCCAUAACAAUAUAGUGGACAUAGAGGGUGGUGUGUUUAAGAACUCCACUGCGUUGGAGAAACUCGUUCUAUCCAGAAACAGAAUCACAAGGUUGGACGAGGCCAGCUUCGGAGGAGCGACAGGUCUUCAGCAGCUUGACCUGAGUGAUAACAUGCUGGACGCUGUUCCAGCUGAAGCACUGAGGGAUGUGGACAGGCUCAGGUAUCUGCAUCUACAUAUGAACAGCUUCACCGGCCUUCCAGAGGACUGCUUCUCCUCAAUGGGCCUACUGAUUCAUCUAGACUUGAGCAACAACAAGCUGACCACUCUUUCUGAGGGGUCGCUGAGAGGUCUGACCACGCUUAGUGAGCUGGACCUCAGUUCCAACCUCAUAGAUUCUCUUCCCUCAAAAGUUUUCAAGGACCUGAUCAGCCUCAAGUUACUCGAUUUGUUCAGGAACAGACUGACAUCUCUUCCUCCGGACGUGUUCAGCAACUUAAACAACCUGCAAGAACUCCAGCUGGACUGCAAUCAGAUCUCCACCAUACCAGUCGGGGUGUUUGAUUCACUUUCCAGACUCAACGAGCUACAGCUGUCAAACAACCACAUCCCGGAGCUCCACCCUGCUCUGUUCAACAAGCUCAAGUCACUGCAGAACCUGUACUUGGAGUACAACACUCUGAGGCACCUUCCAAAAGGCCUUUUCCACAAGCUGAGGGCCCUUAAAGAGCUACACCUGGAUGACAACCACAUCAGGUCUCUACAUCACUCGGUCUUCCACGGUUUGGUGAGACUAUGUUCACUGAAGCUCUCUCGCAACCAUCUCGCCUCUCUACACCAGGACCAGUUCAUAGACCUCAUAGGUUUGAAAGAGCUAAGACUAAAUGAAAACCACAUAGCCCACCUUCAUCCUACAGGCCUGUUCACUAACCUUACAAAUCUGAACACACUGGAUCUGGACAGUAACCGUAUCACGGAGCUGUCUCCCGAUGACUUCGUAGGGCUGACGCGCCUUAAAGAGCUCAGGUUGGGCUUCAAUCAGCUCCGUGACAUCCCGUUCAACACCUUCUAUACCCUUAACUUCCUCCGUAAGCUUCUGCUAAAGAACAACAGCCUGAACAGUUUACACCCUCAGCUGUUUGCCGGACUCUCGAAGCUCACAGAACUCAACUUGGAUGGGAACCGGCUGGGUCACCUGCAGCCGGAUGUAUUUCAAGGACUCACGAACCUCCAGAAAUUGAGUUUGAGGUGCAACCAGCUGAGAGCAGUGGAGAAUGAGACUUUGGAGCCUUUGAGAAACCUUAACUCUGUGUAUCUGUCAGGUAACUUGUGGGACUGCACCUGUGCACACAUCCUCUACAUCAGCAGCUGGGUCAACACGCACAGGGACAAGCUCGGAGAUAAGCCCAUUUGCUUCCUCUCCUCUUCUUCAUUACCUUUAACAGAAGACAGACCGCUUUCCGAGGCAGCUCAGACUCCCCGGCUGUUACACAAUCGUUGCAUCGCAAGUGCUGCAAGCAGCACGUCGCCUUCAUUUCCUCUAGAAAUGCUGAAUUUGCUCACGAUUUCUCUAAUAGCUGUCAGCCCAAUGUGGCAUCCUUUGUAGUGGUUUUGUGCUCUGUGAAUGUUUCUUCCUGCCUUUUCUUUUCAUGCCUGCGCUUGGCUUAUAAGUUUUUACUACCAAAUUUCAAUAUACUGUAAAUUUGAAUAUGUUUAAAUGCAUGCACAGUUUGCAGGAAGAUUGAUUUGUGAGUAUAAAGACAGUUAUUGCAAAAUUGGAACUUAAUUAUUUGUUGAUAAAAUAUGGGGAUAAGGGAUUUAAUGUGGAUGUGAGCAUAUAUGCUUUGGUAGCACAAAUAAGUGGUACAGCUUAGACGGAGUAAAGCCUCAACAUGGACUCUUUAGUGAUUCGCAUCAGUUCCUGGUUGAGCGUGUGUUCCUAAAUACUGUGAAAACUGGCUUUAUGAUAGGAGAUUAGUUUGAGAAUUGUUGAAUGUGUUUGGGCCUGCAUUUGAUUAUGAUGGUAUA